AUGUACAAACCAAUUGUCCUCACUCUUGCCUCGUUGAGCAGCAUCCUCGCUGCUCCCUUGGACAAUGUCACUCCUGCCAAACACAAGCGCAGCUACACCUCCUCCAACUGGUCUGGUGCGGUCCAAGAGUCCAAGGCCGGAAGCUACAACUAUGUCCAGGGAAGCUUCGUCGUUCCCACAUUGAACGACCAAAACAACCCUAGUGGUACUGCUGAUAUCUGGGUGGGCAUCGACGGCAACAACUGCAAAUCUGCCAUCCUCCAGACCGGAAUCGUCACUUACGGCGACGGCAGCUUCUGGGUGUGGACUGAAUGGUGGAAGCACACUAUGCAGGACUACUCUGUUAGCCUUGAUGUUAAUGGCGGAGACACUAUCCGUCUCACCGUCCACGCUACAUCUUCUACAAGCGGAACUACGUCGGUCGAGAACUUGACUACUGGCAAGUCGGUUUCGCAGACCUUCACCAGCGAGACUUCCUAUCCUCUCUGUGAGAGUGAUGCUGAAUGGAUUGUCGAGGACUUCUCAACCGACAGCCAAGGCGAUCUUGCUCCCCUUGUUGACUGGGGCACUAUCAAAUUCUUCGACACCACGGCUAAAGGCCCCAAUGGUCAGGUCUCUGCUGUCGGUGCUGAGGUCUUCAACCUGAAGCAGAAUGGUGUCAUCCUUACUGAUACCGAGAUUGGUAGCGACGGAAGCGUUUCGGUUACUUACACUGGUGGCCAGUAA
Molecule: messenger RNA, 726 nt
Organism: Cordyceps fumosorosea ARSEF 2679
Lineage: Eukaryota; Fungi; Ascomycota; Sordariomycetes; Hypocreales; Cordycipitaceae
Product: Concanavalin A-like lectin/glucanase
Exons: 1
Coding region: 1-726 (241 amino acids)
Biological process (GO): proteolysis
Molecular function (GO): glutamic-type endopeptidase activity
Source: RefSeq, a predicted model, not a curated record